AUGGACUCAACAGAAGUAUCUGUAUUAGAUCCGGAGACGGAGUUUUUGGCGUCGAAGCAAGAGACAGGUCACGAAUGGGAACUCUUCAAGGAGAACGUCCGCCCUUUGAAGCGAGGUCGUAAUGUCAAUCUUCUAAAUCACGCCCUCAAAUCUCAAACUGAUUUUCAACUCAAGAAGUCCCUUCUUGAUCAUCGAAGGAGGUUAUUGGAGGCAAUUGAUGAGUAUAAAGGCGACGAUCCCCUUCAACCAUGGCUCGAGUGCAUCAAAUGGGUUCAGGAGGCUUUCCCUCCUGGGGGCGACUACUCAGGACUAGUUGUUAUUUAUGAACAAUGCGUCCGCACUUUUUGGCAUGAAGAACGAUACAAGGAGGAUCUACGUUACCUAAAAGUUUGGCUAGAAUAUGCUGAAAAUUGUGUUGAUGCUGAAGUCAUAUAUAGUUUUCUGGAGGCAAAUAAUAUUGGUCUGACACAUUCGUCUUUGUACAUAUCAUAUGCUUUGCACAUGGAAUGCAAACAUAAAAUUAGAAUUGCAAAUGAAAUCUUCAAUCGCGGGCUAUCUAUGAACGCUCAACCAGUCGAGAAACUAAAGGCAGCCUUCAAGAAAUUUCUCACUCGUUCAAUGAGACAACCAAAAGCCUCAGAUGAGGACAUAAUGGAGAACCAUUUACCAUCUCGAAGCUUUGGAACUGUAUUGGCUAGGGGAGAAACGAGAAACCAAGCUUCCCAGAGUUCUGAUCUUUCUAGGAAGAAAAUGAAGAUUGACCGGACUCCUGGAACUUCAUUAUCCAUUUAUAAAGAUAGCAGCAGGGAUCCAACAUUGGGUCCUCAUUCAGAAAUGUCAAAAUUAGAAGUAAAAACUUGGCACUCACUCGGUGCUCGAGCAGAAAGAAAUAAAGAGAAUAAUGCAAUUCCUUCCAAAUGGACAUCAAACAAAAUUCCUCAAAGACCCAAUACAAGAAUCGGAAGACCAGCUGCAGGCCCACGCAUUGAGAUCUUUGUGGAUGAGGAAUGUUCGGGAGCACGUAAGGCACACAAUGAAGCGGAUGACAAGUCUUCAGUUCUGCAGCUUAGACCUGCAGACGGCAGAGAUCUCAAGAAGGAGAGCGAGAUAUUAAGGGAGCAUCCAUUGCGUAAUUUCCCUCUGAGUUCUCUGCCCAGAUAA
Molecule: messenger RNA, 1161 nt
Organism: Fraxinus pennsylvanica
Lineage: Eukaryota; Viridiplantae; Streptophyta; Magnoliopsida; Lamiales; Oleaceae
Source: the annotation of a GenBank genome assembly